Messenger RNA from Phytophthora nicotianae INRA-310, 977 nucleotides. RefSeq lists its product as hypothetical. The record is from RefSeq and is a predicted model, not a curated record. The coding region runs from base 420 to 929 and encodes 169 amino acids. Lineage: Eukaryota; Oomycota; Peronosporomycetes; Peronosporales; Peronosporaceae. The transcript has a single exon.
CGGGGUCACGUUCGAGCUGUGCGAUGCGACCCAAGCCGACUGGAACCGCUACGUCCAGUCCGAGCAGCAAUCGAUGCGGUCCCGUUGGAUGGUGUGGCUCGACGAUAGGAUCCUCAUUGUCGAGUUGAGGGGUGGUCUACACGAAGGCGUUGGUAUGGGCAUUCGUGGACGCGAUGAUAAAUGCAACCGGAACGGGUCAGAACCACUUGGUGUCUAGAGGGGCGAGUUUCAUUGGAAACCAUGAAGCUUUUUUGCGUGCCAACGUUGCCGCUCUUGAGCCAGACACCAGCUCUGGUCCUCGCAACGACCUUGCUGGAGUAGAGGUUCCACAUCGUUUUGAGGUGGGUUCCACACGCUGAAAGUGGAUGUUGGGAUUUGCCAAACCUGGCAGACAGAAGGUGGGUUAGACUUCAAGGCCAAUGCGUGGCGACAAUGUCCAGGCGUGUAAUACGUUCUCUGCAUUCACAUCAGCCCGGAACUCAACGUCUGUGAGUAUCCCUUGGAUUCCAUCGUACAUCGGCUAUUUGAAGCCCACGACUAUCGACAACAACACCGUCUUGGAGUUUGACACUUGGCGCUUACUGGGGUGUCCGCACGGUGCUAAUCUCCCUGCUGGCUUCAACCAUCCCGUUCAGUUCAACCUCUUCGACGUCGUUCAGCCGAUCCUGGCAGGGACAUCCCAAUACGGCGGGGGAGGGCAAGACAUCUCCCCCCAGCGGACGGACAACUUCCACGCCGCCGCCAGUGUCGUGAGUAGCCUCACCUCCCUGGCAGCAACAGCACAUUUGUUUUCUUUCAUACGUUCGCAGCAUUGUCACUCAUCGAAAAGCGGCUGCAAUCCAAUCCAACCAUUCUUCGAAUGGGUCGGUGGCGCUGGUGGAAUCCGAGUGACGUUCUUCCAGAUGUGUGCUGGAGUCAGCAGUCUGUAGAGUUGGCGGGUCAUGGUGAAAACCAGCCUGAGAGCAGAAGCACGGAGC